This is a messenger RNA of Mobula hypostoma (lesser devil ray), 10353 nucleotides long. RefSeq names its product kelch-like family member 11 (gene klhl11). Lineage: Eukaryota; Metazoa; Chordata; Chondrichthyes; Myliobatiformes; Myliobatidae. Gene Ontology annotation, molecular function: protein binding. The transcript is spliced from 2 exons. The record is from RefSeq and is a predicted model, not a curated record. The coding region runs from base 23 to 1993 and encodes 656 amino acids.
GCGGGCGGUCGGAGGAACAGCUAUGGCGGAGGCUCCGACCGGGGAAGGCGGCGGCGGCGACGCCGACGACGAGGCCGAUUACUUCGACUCGAAGAGCCACUGCCUGGAGCUGUCGCGCCGGCAGAACGAGCAGCGGAAGCGCGGCCUCUUCUGCGACCUGACGCUGUCGGUGGGGGGCCGCGAGUUCCGCGCCCACCGCUCGGUGCUGGCCGCCGCCACCGAGUACUUCGAGCCGCUGCUCGGCGGCAACUUCGAGGAGUCGCGCUCCGAGCGGGUGGAGAUGCGCAACUGGAGCACCCAGCCCGGCCCCGACCCCGACACCGUCGAGGCCGUCAUCCAGUACAUGUACACCGGCGCCAUCCGCGUCUGCACCGGCACCGUCCACGAAGUGCUGGAGCUGGCCGACAGGUUCCUCUUGCUCCAGCUGAAGGAAUUCUGUGGGGAGUUUCUGAAGAAGAAGCUGAACCUUACGAACUGCGUGGCCGUUCACAGCCUGGCCCACAUGUACUCCCUGGACCAGCUGGCGCUGAAAGCAGCAGACAUGAUUCGCAGGGACUUCUACAAGGUGAUCUGGGACGACGAGUUCUACACGCUGCCCUUCCACCUGGUCAGGGACUGGCUGUCGGACUCUGAGAUCACGGUGGACUCUGAGGAAGUUCUGUUUGAGGCGGUGGUGAAGUGGGUUCACCGGAACCCCGAGGAAAGGGAGAAGCACUUCGAGGAGUUGUUCAAACUCUUGCGGUUGCCCCAGAUGAAGCCCACCUACCUCACCCGCAUCAUUAAGUCCGAGCAGCUGGUGGCCGGUAGCGCCAGCUGCCUGCGGCUGGUGACAGAGGCGGUGGAGGGACACGCGCUGAGGUCGGAGAACCAGCAGCCGGCCAGCCCGGACAGCUGGGCGUCGCACGUGGUGCCCUUCCAGCCCCGCUUUGGCCAGAACAUGGACGUCAUCAUGGUGGUGGGCGGCGUGUCAGAGGGCGGGGACUACCUCAGCGAGUGCGUGGGCUACUUCGUUGACGAGGACCGGUGGGUGAACCUCCCCCACAUCCACAACCACCUCGACGGCCACGCCAUGGCUGUCACCGAGUCCCACGUCUACGUGGCGGGCUCCAUGGAGCCCGGGUUCGCGAAGACGGUGGAACGCUACAGCCCCAACCGUAACAGCUGGGAGCAGCUGAGCAACCUAAUCACCAGGAAGCACUCCUUCGGCCUGAUGGCGGUGAAGCAGCACCUGUACAGCAUCGGGGGCCACGGCAACUUCAGCCCGGGCUUCAAGGACGUCGACGUCUACGAGCCCGAGAACGACCGGUGGCACCACCUCCAGUCGGCCCCCAAGAUCCUGCGCGACGUCAAGGCCAUCAGCGUGGAGGACCGCUACGUGUACGUCACCGCUCGCAGCCCCGUGGAAACCGACAGCGAGGACGGGCUGGGGACCGUCAGCGCCAAGUACGACACGGACACGAGGGAGUGGCAAGACGUGGAGUCCCUGCCGCUGCUGGAUAACUACUGUGCCUUCCAGACGGCUGUCUCCACCACGAACUUCUACCACACGGCCUCCUGCUGCCCCAGGUGUUACCCCGUGACGGACAGCGAAGCGAAGCGGAAAAUCUCCAGCACCGCGGCCGACGAGAUCCUGGAGAGCUUGCCCCCAGAGGUGCUGAGUAUAGAGGGGGCGGCCGUCUGCUACUUCCGCGACGACGUCUUCAUCAUCGGCGGCUGGAAGAACAGCGACGACAUAGACAAGCAGUACCGGAAGGAGGCGUACCGCUACUGCGCCGAGCGGAAGCGCUGGAUGCUGCUGCCCCCCAUGCCCCAGCCCCGGUGCCGGGCGACCGCCUGCCACGUGAGGGUCCCGUACCGGUACCUGCACGGGGCGCAGAGGUACCCAAUGCCGCAGAACCUGGCCAGGCAGCGGGAGAGGCUGCAGCAGAUGCAGCAGCUGCACCGGCGUUCCCUGAUCCUCAGGCGACAGCAGCAGCCCCAGGUCGACUGCUGACCGCGUGGCAUCGCCAUCGGAGACUCACACAGCCGCCCGAGUACAAAGGACGUGCAGCUUGUUGGUGUUUAUAGGUAACUAGUAACUCCUGUCCUGUCCAAGCAUAAACUGCAAUGUCAUUGUAAAUUUGGAACGUUGAAAAUGUUGGUAAGGUUUGUAAAAUAUGCUUUGCCUUAGUUAAGUUUAUUUAUUCACUUCAACCCUCUCACUAAAUAUCCUGGUCACUCAAGACCCAUUUUUUAUUUACCAAUGCAGAAUUGAUAAGCUUUGUCAUGUAUAUUUUGUUUAAGUAAUUCACUUCAAGAAGUUUGGGUGGAGGUGGGGAGCCUAUUCUGUUGAGUCAUAGUAAAUGCCUCUUGUCGCUCGAUAUCAACAGCCGCUCUUUGUUGUGGUCGGGCGACCGUUCUGUCAGCACUCAGAAACAAAGGGUGUUGGUGUGAUCGGUCUCGCGGGUGCUUCUGCACUGCCGGAACCAAGGUCUGCCCCGAUCCGGAAUAUUAGAUUAACGCCAUCAAAGACCCUGGCAGCUUUUGCCUGAAUUUUCCGGGUGGCAGCCAGUAAGAGGGACGUUGCCCUGGAAACCUCAAAUAUCAGCGCGCUCCCCCGGCCACUGGGACCGCUGCGAUAAGCACGCGAGUAGGUGAGGAGCGCGCUCAUUAACAGGCGAGCAGUGGUCGUUGUUUCCCAGGCUGUUCGAAGCCAGUUACCUUUCCGUCGUACCUGAAGUGUUGUCUGCCAGUCGGGCACUCCUGGCAUUCGGCAGAUCGGCGUCGAGAUGGCGCCUGCCCUUCGAGCUGCCGCUGCUGAAGGUGUCAAGAGUUCCCAGUGAGGAGCGUGACGAUUGAGUUGCCGCGGUGACCACUGACCGCCGUCCCACACAGACCCCCAAGCUCAGUACGUGAGACGUGUUCUUAACAUGGCCUCUCAUCACCUCUGAACCCAUGACUUUCAGAAGUGAACAUUUACACGAAGGUGAAGUGCUUUCCUUUGCAGUUCUAGGUUUAGAAUGACCGUAAUUAAAAUGCACCCACCCUAAUUACCGUAAUUAAAAUAUCUAGGAAGCUUUGAAAUGCAACAAUGUGAAAUGAUUCUGUUACAUCACGGUGGUGUUUCCAAUGUGUUUGGUCUUCUGGGGUGUUGUUACUAGAAGCUGCAAUGUGUGUAAAUGUAUAUUGACAUGUCAAUCCUUGAAUUCUAGGAUGUAUUUUCCAAGUGCAGGUCCGUUUGUUUCAGAAGUUAAGCUCGGAGGAGGCAGUAGCAUAUGUUUGGUCAGGCCGUUCUAAUUUCUGUAUCAGAAGUGGUCCUGGAAUUCGAGUAAGCAGUUCAAACCUGAUUUAAAAUUAAAUUCACUUGUAAGCGCAUUUGUGAGAUGCAUUGGUGAAAAGGGUUUAUUGUGUAGGGUAUGGUGACCGAUCGUUCCUUUCUCACCCCAUCUGACAGGCUAUGUCGCUGCUGACUGCCACAAGGUCUGUACACUUUUUGACCCUACAUAUAAACUCAGUUUUUUUUUACCAUUGUUGACGCCCUAGCGUUCGCUCAGAAGUCUGGUUUAAUAAUUGUCUCCUCUUACAGCGGUGACUUCUUGCGCGUGUCCUGAGCAAUUGGGCAACCUCCCGUUUACUGGGCUUAGUGUUGACAGUCACAUACUCCAUCCAGCAACUACUGUUUCCCUUCCUAAUUCCGAUUUAAAAUAGAAUAGGAACCUUUACAUAUAAUCUCUAGACCUGGUAAGAAUAAGUGCCCUUGAUAAAGUAGAACUGAAGGUAAUCUGUCCGCCUGCUUACGCCCGGGAACCACGUACACUCUCCAGUCACAAGCUUCGGUUAGGAAGGACAUCUUUUAAUGGGCUAAAUUUUUAAAACUAUAGUCCUCCUUCCAGCACUGAAACGGCCAUAACAAUCUCGGCUGCAAUAUCUGCUUUUGUUCCUCCUUAAAAAAAAAAUACACGUCUCUGCCAUCAAAUGCAUCAGCACGCCAAGCCAGACGGAGAUAAUGUGGUGAGAACAUGGCGGUAUUCAUUGAUCCGUCGCCUCUGGAAGCAGUAGUGUGCUCAGUGGCUUUCCCAAUUCUUGCUGUGUAACGGUGGUUCAGGAAUGAAUGCAGUCCUCUAACUGCUAAAUACACUGUCACUUGUCGCACGAGCUACUGGAGUCAUCUCUACACCCGUGUUACCGUGCUGAUGAGUUGUUUUAUUUCCAGACCCAGCGCCUGCAGCUUGGGAAUUGAUGGUAAGUGAUUCGCAGCAUGGUUUUUGCGUGAGUUACAGUCACUGCUUGUUUGAAAUGGAUUACUAAACCCAGUGGAAAAUACUGUGCCCACAGCUCCCCGAUAAACCAAAAGGAAAUUCCAGCAACGAUUAGUCCCUUUCAGCAUGAAGCCUUGCUGCCUACAAAUAGCCUUUUUUUGAUCGAUCCUAACCAGUGUUGUCAGUAUCUUGUUGUGAUACAGAUCUCUCACCAGAUUGUCUCAAACCAGCUGUCUCAUUGUGACACAGAUCUCAUACCAGAUCGUCUCUAAACAGUGUUGUCAUUAUCUCAUUGUGAUACAGAUCUCACACCAGAUUGUCCCUAAAUAGUGUUGUCAGUAUCUCAUGGUGAUACAGAUCUCACACCAGAUCCUCUCUAACCAGUGUUGUCAGUAUCUCAUUGUGAUACAGAUCUCACACCAGAUCGUCUCUAAACAGUGUUGUCAAUUCCUCAUUGUGAUACAGAUCUAACACCAGAUCUUCUCUAACCAGCAUUGUCAGUUUCUCAUUGUGAUACAGAUCUCACACCAGAUCGUCUCUAAAUAGUGUUGUCAGUAUCUCAUGGUGAUACAGAUCUCACACCAGAUCUUCUCUAACCAGUGUUGUCAGUAUCUCAUUGUGAUACAGAUCUCACACCAGAUUGUCUCUAAACAGUGUUGUCAAUUCCUCAUUGUGAUACAGAUCUAACACCAGAUCUUCUCUAACCAGCAUUGUCAGUUUCUCAUUGUGAUACAGAUCUCACACCAGAUCGUCUCUAAAUAGUGUUGUCAGUAUCUCAUGGUGAUACAGAUCUCACACCAGAUCUUCUCUAACCAGUGUUGUCAGUAUCUCAUUGUGAUACAGAUCUCACACCAGAUCAUCUCUAAACAGUGUUGUCAAUUCCUCAUUGUGAUACAGAUCUAACACCAGAUCUUCUCUAACCAGCAUUGUCAGUUUCUCAUUGUGAUACAGAUCUCACACCAGAUCGUCUCUAAAUAGUGUUGUCAGUAUCUCAUGGUGAUACAGAUCUCACACCAGAUCAUCUCUAACCAGUGUUGUCAGUAUCUCAUGGUGAUACAGAUCUAACACCAGAUCAUCUCUAACCAGUGUUGUCAGUAUCUCAUUGUGAUACAGAUCUAACACCAGAUCGUCUCUAACCAGCAUUGUCAGUUUCUCAUUGUGAUACAGAUCUCACACCAGAUCGUCUCUCACCAGUGUUGUCAGUAUCUCAUUGUGAUACAGAUCUCACACCAGAUCGUCUCUAAACAGUGUUGUCAAUUCCUCAUUGUGAUACAGAUCUAACACCAGAUCUUCUCUAACCAGCAUUGUCAGUUUCUCAUUGUGAUACAGAUCUCACACCAGAUCGUCUCUAACCAGUGUUGUCAGUAUCUCAUUGUGAUACAGAUCUCACACCAGAUCGUCUCUAAAUAGUGUUGUCAGUAUCUCAUGGUGAUACAGAUCUCACACCAGAUCUUCUCUAACCAGUGUUGUCAGUAUCUCAUUGUGAUACAGAUCUCACACCAGAUUGUCUCUAAACAGUGUUGUCAAUUCCUCAUUGUGAUACAGAUCUAACACCAGAUCUUCUCUAACCAGCAUUGUCAGUUUCUCAUUGUGAUACAGAUCUCACACCAGAUCGUCUCUAACCAGUGUUGUCAGUUUCUCAUUGUGAUACAGAUCUCACACCAGAUCAUCUCUAACCAGUGUUGUCAGUAUCUCAUGGUGAUACAGAUCUCACACCAGAUCUUCUCUAACCAGUGUUGUCAGUAUCUCAUUGUGAUACAGAUCUCACACCAGAUCAUCUCUAAACAGUGUUGUCAAUUCCUCAUUGUGAUACAGAUCUAACACCAGAUCUUCUCUAACCAGCAUUGUCAGUUUCUCAUUGUGAUACAGAUCUCACACCAGAUCGUCUCUAAAUAGUGUUGUCAGUAUCUCAUGGUGAUACAGAUCUCACACCAGAUCUUCUCUAACCAGUGUUGUCAGUAUCUCAUGGUGAUACAGAUCUCACACCAGAUCUUCUCUAACCAGUGUUGUCAGUAUCUCAUUGUGAUACAGAUCUCACACCAGAUCAUCUCUAAACAGUGUUGUCAAUUCCUCAUUGUGAUACAGAUCUAACACCAGAUCUUCUCUAACCAGCAUUGUCAGUUUCUCAUUGUGAUACAGAUCUCACACCAGAUCGUCUCUAAAUAGUGUUGUCAGUAUCUCAUGGUGAUACAGAUCUCACACCAGAUCUUCUCUAACCAGUGUUGUCAGUAUCUCAUGGUGAUACAGAUCUCACACCAGAUCAUCUCUAACCAGUGUUGUCAGUAUCUCAUGGUGAUACAGAUCUCACACCAGAUCAUCUCUAAACAGUGUUGUCAAUUCCUCAUUGUGAUACAGAUCUAACACCAGAUCUUCUCUAACCAGCAUUGUCAGUUUCUCAUUGUGAUACAGAUCUCACACCAGAUCGUCUCUAAAUAGUGUUGUCAGUAUCUCAUGGUGAUACAGAUCUCACACCAGAUCUUCUCUAACCAGUGUUGUCAGUAUCUCAUGGUGAUACAGAUCUCACACCAGAUCAUCUCUAACCAGUGUUGUCAGUAUCUCAUGGUGAUACAGAUCUCACACCAGAUCAUCUCUAAACAGUGUUGUCAAUUCCUCAUUGUGAUACAGAUCUAACACCAGAUCAUCUCUAACCAGCAUUGUCAGUUUCUCAUUGUGAUACAGAUCUCACACCAGAUCGUCUCUAAAUAGUGUUGUCAAUUCCUCAUUGUGAUACAGAUCUCACACCAGAUCUUCUCUAACCAGUGUUGUCAGUAUCUCAUGGUGAUACAGAUCUCACACCAGAUCAUCUCUAACCAGCAUUGUCAGUUUCUCAUUGUGAUACAGAUCUCACACCAGAUCAUCUCUAACCAGUGUUGUCAGUAUCUCAUUGUGAUACAGAUCUCACACCAGAUCAUCUCUAACCAGCAUUGUCAGUUUCUCAUUGUGAUACAGAUCUCACACCAGAUCGUCUCUAAAUAGUGUUGUCAGUAUCUCAUGGUGAUACAGAUCUAACACCAGAUCAUCUCUAACCAGUGUUGUCAGUAUCUCAUUGUGAUACAGAUCUCACACCAGAUCAUCUCUAACCAGUGUUGUCAGUAUCUCAUUGUGAUACAGAUCUCACACCAGAUCAUCUCUAAACAGUGUUGUCAAUUCCUCAUUGUGAUACAGAUCUAACACCAGAUCGUCUCUAACCAGCAUUGUCAGUUUCUCAUUGUGAUACAGAUCUCACACCAGAUCGUCUCUAAAUAGUGUUGUCAGUAUCUCAUUGUGAUACAGAUCUAACACCAGAUCGUCUCUAACCAGCAUUGUCAGUUUCUCAUUGUGAUACAGAUCUCACACCAGAUCAUCUCUAACCAGUGUUGUCAGUUUCUCAUUGUGAUACAGAUCUCACACCAGAUCAUCUCUAACCAGUGUUGUCAGUAUCUCAUUGUGAUACAGAUCUCACACCAGAUCAUCUCUAACCAGUGUUGUCAGUAUCUCAUUGUGAUACAGAUCUCACACCAGAUCAUCUCUAACCAGUGUUGUCAGUAUCUCAUUGUGAUACAGAUCUCACACCAGAUCGUCUCUAACCAGUGUUGUCAUUAUCUCAUUGUGAUACAGAUCUAACACCAGAUCGUCUCUAACCAGUGUUGUCAGUAUCUCAUUGUGAUACAGAUCUCACACCAGAUCAUCUCUAAACAGUGUUGUCAAUUCCUCAUUGUGAUACAGAUCUCACACCAGAUCAUCUCUAACCAGUGUUGUCAGUAUCUCAUUGUGAUACAGAUCUCACACCAGAUCAUCUCUAACCAGUGUUGUCAGUAUCUCAUUGUGAUACAGAUCUCACACCAGAUCUUCUCUAACCAGUGUUGUCAGUAUCUCAUUGUGAUACAGAUCUAACACCAGAUCGUCUCUAACCAGCAUUGUCAGUUUCUCAUUGUGAUACAGAUCUAACACCAGAUCUUCUCUAACCAGCAUUGUCAGUUUCUCAUUGUGAUACAGAUCUCACACCAGAUCGUCUCUAAAUAGUGUUGUCAGUAUCUCAUGGUGAUACAGAUCUCACACCAGAUCUUCUCUAACCAGUGUUGUCAGUAUCUCAUUGUGAUACAGAUCUAACACCAGAUCGUCUCUAACCAGCAUUGUCAAUUCCUCAUUGUGAUACAGAUCUAACACCAGAUCUUCUCUAACCAGCAUUGUCAGUAUCUCAUUGUGAUACAGAUCUCACACCAGAUCGUCUCUAACCAGUGUUGUCAUUAUCUCAUUGUGAUACAGAUCUCAUAACAGAUCUUGUUGCGACAAAUCAUCACAUUAAGAAACAAGGUUUUCUUUCCCCUUCUCUAUUUUUGUGAAAUCUGCUUCUUUCAUCUUUGGCAGCUUUUUCUUGGAUUACUGUGGCAGCUUUAGUGUUCUGAGUAAAGGCUGAUUUAUACUUGUGAGUCAAAUGUACGGCGUAGCCGCGUACCCUACGCUGUACUCUACGCAAACCCUACGCCGUAGCCUAACGCGCACCUCUCCCAAAAUGUAACUGCGCGUCGCGGUGUCGCAGACUGAAACAACUGUGAUUGUUCCGCCUGGUAGCAUCGCAUUUCCUCCUACGCUGCAAUAGCUUCCCACUGGGCGACUGAAGGGCAGGGAAGGAACUCUGGCUGUAAUGCUUUCCGUAAAGCUUUACAGACCUCCGAAAUUACGGAGGACCCUGUGCUUGACGCCAGUUUGUAGCUGGCUGCUACAGCCUGUUGACUUCCAUCUGAAGCUAAACCUUCGAAUGGUGAUUGCCAGUCGCUGCGCGUACACUGAUGCGAUAUUAAUGGUUGGAGACGAUGAACCAAAUCGUCAAAUCUACCUGCCGACAUCCGAAAAUAUUUGAAAUGCAUUUCCUCGUCCGUCUCUCUCAGUGGCCGGACAAGCACAGAAUAUUCACCCCCCUUCAGUUUCAGUCGCCAUUGUCUGAAAUUUGGGUUUCUUCGUGUUGAAACUCAACACAGUGGCAUAGAAACCCCACCGCCAACGAGCGUUUUGGCGGUGAAUUGCAGAGCGACGCAGACACACCAACGCACAGGUAUAAAUGCUCACAACGGCGUAGCCCACUUGCGUGAGCUAGUACGCACAAGUAUAAACCAGCCUUAAUCUGUCAGUUAACACGCAUGUAUAAUGACUGAUUGCAUUCCUUUGCGUGAUUUGCUGCGUUUAACCACUCUGGCUGUCUCACUUUUUUUUAGAUUCAGCUGAAGCCUACUGGAUAUGGGAGCUUGUGCUUUAGACAUUUCCCGUUUCUUUGUUCACAGUGUGUAUGCAACUACCAGAACUAAACCUUGCUCUCUAUUGAAAGAACUAACAGUGUGGUGGAGAUGGGCCCCAGCUGUGCUUAACAGGCCUCUCCAAAUUCUGCCGCUUGCUUUUGGUUAGUUUUAACUUUUGUGUGCUCUUUUUAUUCUUUCUGAGUUAUUGGCCUCUCUCUCUCUCCACUGAGAUUGGAUGACGACUUUGUCAGAGCGUGCGCCAUUGAUGACCUAAAUGUGUAUGUCAGGGGUGCUCACAGUUUUCAUUUCUCCCUUUGGCCAAGGGAGCAGAGACUUCUGCUACUGUGUGGUGAUGUUGGCUAUUGCGAAGGGAAGGUAGUUAAAAGUCCAUUGUGUCCUCGUCUGAAAUCCAGGCUGUUUACUGCAUGUGUUUGAGAUUAUAGUUGGUCUAGUUUCUCUCUGUCGCCCUUGGCAAUCCGUUAAACAUCCCCUCUGUCAAAAGGUUUGUUUGUAAAGAAGCAGGCUUCUCCAUCCGCGCACUUCUGCAGUGAGCUGAGCACCAUGUCGUUAACGUUGAGUUACGAGGGAUAGACCGAGGAGUAUCUUCUGAACAAAAGUUGUGCUUGUAAACUCCAUCCCCCAUCUGAACCAUUUGCAUCUGGUUUGUCUACACCUCACAGUCCCUUUCUAUGAAAUGCACGUGCAUGUUUGGCAAUCUGAACUUAUCUAUUCGUUUUUAUAAAAUACGGCAUGUCAAUAAAAUGGUUACUUUUACCACGGAAUAUAUCUGUCUUCUGUAUUGAAAGUGUUACUAUGCAGAGAGCCAUACGCCCACUUGACAGACUGUAGAAUUAAACAUCUACUGUCUCUGUUUUUUAUUAUGUACAGUACGUCUUUCCUAG